UAUGAAUCGAGUUACUGUACACAGAGUCUUAUAUUUUCAUCGAAUUUCUCAUGAUUUGCAUUUAAAAAACGUCAAACUUUGAAUAAUGCUAAUUGUGAGAAAAGCUGGUAGUAUAAAAUUGCAAUCUGGCUGAUAAAAUCAACUGACUCAAUCAUGCGUCUUCUCUUCCCUUUAUUUGUUCUUCUUCUCGUGGUAACUUCAAGUUUCCCGACUGGUGUUAUCUCAUUGGACGAGCAAAUCGGAAAGAAUGCACCUUUUUCCAAAAAAGCCGUCUUCGAUUUGCCUGGGGAGAUUCAACAUGCUGGUGUGACGGGAGAUCCGAAAUUUGUAAAGCAGGAACAAUGAGUUCGUUAUUUUCUGUUGUUGAAUAAAGUUUGGCAUA
Caenorhabditis elegans is the source of this 382-nucleotide messenger RNA. RefSeq lists its product as uncharacterized. Lineage: Eukaryota; Metazoa; Nematoda; Chromadorea; Rhabditida; Rhabditidae. The record is from RefSeq and is marked reviewed. The transcript is spliced from 2 exons. The coding region runs from base 154 to 345 and encodes 63 amino acids.